Molecule: messenger RNA, 1572 nt
Organism: Pimephales promelas (fathead minnow)
Lineage: Eukaryota; Metazoa; Chordata; Actinopteri; Cypriniformes; Leuciscidae
Gene: tmem37
Product: transmembrane protein 37
Cellular component (GO): membrane
Molecular function (GO): voltage-gated monoatomic ion channel activity; calcium channel activity
Source: RefSeq, a predicted model, not a curated record
AAAAGAAACUUCCUCAUGCUGCCUCUCGCAUAAUAAUAUCUGCUGUAGUAACGAACGUGACCGGGAAACUAACGCGCGCGUGAUCUGCGUGCCGAGGCGACACGGGCGGUUAAAGUGAACGCUGAACUACUUCAGUUAAUCUUACACUCAGAUUACACUGUACUUUCGACUGGAGUUGACUUCUUCGUCUCGCUUCUCCUGGUCUGUUGGCUGUUGAAAUCAAUAUGACGGCAAUAAAAAUCAGGGUCGGGUCUGUUCCACAUGGGAAACCCGUUCCUCUUUUUCUAGACGUACUGUGCCGCAGUCUUAUCAUCCUGUGCACGUGUCUGUCCGUCGUCCUCUCGUCUGUGGCGGUGUGUGACGGUCGCUGGCUGCUGGCCGGCGGACACAUGUUCGGUCUGUGGUAUUUCUGCUCGCUGGAUCAGCAGAGCUUUAACGCGUCCCAGAACUGCACCACUCAUCUGGAGGAGUCGGGGGUGCAGGGUCUCGGCGUGGGCUUGCCGGCCUGUCGCGCGAUCAUCACGCUGGCUGUGGUCAGUGCUAUCUUUGGCCUGGAGCUGCUCGUGAUGUCGCAGGCGAGCGAAGGGAGGGACUCGAGUCGGCGCUGGACUCUCGGGACACGGCUGGUGCUGCUGGCGGGGAUCAUGGCUGCCGGAGGGGUCGCCGUGUUUGUGCUCCUGUUAGGGACAUUUGCAACACCCCUGGGGUUCACGCUCACCUUCUGGUGCCAGUUCACCGCCACUGUCCUGUUCUGCCUCAAUGGACUGGCAGCGCGGCACAUCCACCACAUCGAACCUCUGCUGCCCUCUAGUGGACAUCAUGACAAACUGCAGAAAUCAGACAUCUGACAGGAGAUCUGCGGUGUCUGUAGUCUGAGGGAGUUCGAUGGAUGGUUAAUAAUCAGGUACACUCUUUAAAACAGAGCCCAGGGUUCCAUAUAGAUAUUUCGCACACUCUUAACAAUAAAGGUUCCAAAAGUGAUGUCAGAAGUUCCAUUUUUGGUUCCGUUCAGUGAAACGUUCUUAAUAGAACCAUGAUUUUCUUGUUGCCAGGAACCAGUGUUCCACUGUAAACAUCCUAGUGUGGAAUGAAAAGGUUCAUGGGUGUUAAUGCCAACUAUGAGCCUUUAUUUUUUUUAAAGUGCAGGUGUUUUUAAUGACACGUUGCAUUGUGUUGUGUUUUAUAGUUAAAGGGAAAAUGUCCUGGAGGAAAGAUGCCGGCAACUUUUCCAUUUUUCCAGGGUAGAUCAAAACUUUGAAAUAAUAAUAUCACUUGUGUUUUAUUUAUAUUAAUCAUAAAUAUUUCUUUCACAGAAGAUCAUUUCAGUCUAUCAUUUAGAUUUUUGUCACUCAAUCUCAUUUCAAUUUAAUUGAAAUAAUGAAAUAAUGAUAAUCAGCACUUAGCUGACAGUAUUAUCUGUGAAUAAAUGACUCUUUACAGUUAGUCUUUAGUAUAUUUAAUGAAAUGCUCUCUCUUUUACAUCAGAUCUUUUUUUUUUACAAUCUAUACUUCUCAUUUUACGAGGAGAUCUCUAUACAGUUCAUUUAAUAAAAACAUUUUUUUUUGUCUUUA